UCUCUCUCACACAUAAACACACCAUUACAAGUGUCGAGCUUUUCCGGUCAAGCAUAUCGGAUCUCUGUUUUGACCAUUUCCCUCUUCAAGCGGCAAAUCGUUUACAUUUUUACAGAAAAAUCUCAUCCUUUCCUUUCCCUCUCUCUCUUCGCUUUCUAAUUCUUUCCUUUCAAACACAUUCUUCUUCUUCUUCUAUGAAUUGAAUUCUUGAAUUCUUGAAUUCAAUCUUUAAUCUUUAAUCAUGGGUUAUCUCGAAGUGAUGCAUAAGACGAAGUUAAUUCAGUUUCUUGGACGUACUACACCUAUCAUUCUUCAGAAUGACAAUGACAAUGGUUCAAGUCCUCUCCUCGCCAUAUGUAAUGUUUUGUUAUUGAAGAACAGCUUGAACCUUGAACCAGAUACUGCUGAAGUUUCACAGGAGAUGUUACUUUCACUUGUUGCUCAACGGUUAAUUGAUUCAAAUAGCAAUGCUAAUAAUAAGAAUGUUGGGUUUCUCGCAAAUCAACAGAGAAAUGUUGCUGAUGCUAUUGAUUUGUUGCCUCGGCUAGCUAGUGGAAUUGAUCUAAACAUUAAAUUCAGGAGGAUUGAUGAUUUUGAAUUUGUUCGUGAGCGUGCAAUAUUUGAUCUUUUGGAAAUUCCUUUAUAUCAUGGUUGGAUAGUUAAUCCCCAGGAGGUUGACACUCUUAAUGCAAUUGGAUCAAGAUCCCAUAAGACUCUUAGGAGGGAGCUUCUUGCACUUGAGGCGUGGAAUGCAUCUCAUCCAUAUAGAGAAGACUCCGAUGAAGAUACAGUCGACUUUGUGGCUGCAACAACUGCCGCUCUCGGAGUUCCUUCUCCAUCCAUUUCGAGGUGUAUAUCUUUUGAUGCCUCCCCACAUAAUAUAAGAACAUGGGAAAUGGAGGAAGAAGCAAAGCUAUUGGGGGCCUUGAAUUUAUCGGAACCUGAAUCAUCACCUGCUUCUGUAAUUGACCAGCAAGAACAUCUCACGGAUAAUGGUUCCAUUUCACCCGACAAGAUUAGUCAGGAAACUGUAAAUGAAAGUCGAAUACCCGAUGAAGAGAUAAGUAAAGGACAUGUAAGAAAACCAUUGACAUGUAGAACAGAUAUCAGAGGAGAACAAUGUGCAGAAAAGGCUGAAAGUUGUAACUUUAGUUUUCAUGAUAGCGAGCCUAUGUAUGAAGGAGAGGAAUGUGUAUUGAACCCGACAACAGCUCAGGAUCAGGAACCUCAAUAUGAGGGAGAGAUUAUUCUUGCAGAACUAUCAGCCAAAAGUUCAAAAGCUGAAAUUACUCCAAGGGAAGGGGAGCUGAUCAGAAAUUUUUUUGGUUACAGUGAUACUCAAUUGACAUUAUAUGGGUUCUUUUGUUUACAAAAUGGACUGAAAGAACAUGAGAUUUGUGUGUUUUUUCGCAACAAUCACUUUCACACAAUGUUCAGGUUUAAUGGAGAACUGUAUAUUUUGGCUACACAUCAAGUUUAUUAUGAUCAACCUGAUGUUGUAUGGGAGCAUCUAAAUGAGGUUAAUGGAAAUACAGUUUUAUUAACGGCUGAUUUCGAGGAAUUUAAGGCACAGAAAUAAUCAGGUUGAAGGAAAAAAGCAGAAAAAUCAUCAAACAAGAGCCCUUCAAUGGUUGGUUGGAGUUGACAGCUAGAGGUAGAGCUUAAUUUGAAUCCUCAUAAAAAAAAAAAAGUGGGUAAGAAGGGAAAUAGAUUAUAAUACAUGAAAAUGUCCUUUCUUCUGAUAACUGGGGCCAAAACUAUUUAAUGUUUGUAGGGUGAUUUUAAAAAAAAAUAUAUGAAAUUUUGAAAUGUAUAUGGUUUUGUUAUAGUAGGUGGGGAACAUUAUUAGUUCAUGUGGGCCAAAUGGUGCUAUGCCUAUCUUCA
Impatiens glandulifera is the source of this 1884-nucleotide messenger RNA. RefSeq names its product ubiquitin carboxyl-terminal hydrolase MINDY-1-like. The record is from RefSeq and is a predicted model, not a curated record. Gene Ontology annotation, biological process: protein K48-linked deubiquitination. Gene Ontology annotation, molecular function: cysteine-type carboxypeptidase activity; K48-linked deubiquitinase activity; cysteine-type deubiquitinase activity. Bases 242 to 1579 code for a protein of 445 amino acids. Gene Ontology annotation, cellular component: cytosol; cell periphery. Lineage: Eukaryota; Viridiplantae; Streptophyta; Magnoliopsida; Ericales; Balsaminaceae. The transcript has 11 exons.